AUGUUACGAGAUGAUUUUUCAUGUGCCAUCUGUUACGAUUUGGCGACUGAACCGGUUGUGACGCGCUGCGGGCACCUGUUCUGUUGGAAUUGCUUGGAUCACUGGCUGGGGCGGCGCGAUGCAGUGCUUGAAUGCCCGGUGUGUCGUGGCCGUGUGGACAAACGGUUACAUGGGGACAUUAUUCCGCUCUAUGGUAAGGGCAGGCAAACACACGCAGCAGGUUCCUCGUCGUCAGUAAAGUCCUCUUCAGUACCGCAGCCACAAUGCCACCAAAGUCAGGAGCAACCACACCGUCCACGCCCUGCCGCAGAUCGAGCACCGCCUGUGGAGCGCCCGGGGACGGGUUAUGUCAACCAUCCCCUUUCAUUGGGAAUUGGUAGCUCUUUCUUUAUUUAUGGAGGUAACAUGAGUCUGACCCUUGUGCUCGUAGCUUUAUGGGCCAUCUAUCAUUUUGCCCCUUGGCGCCAGGUAUUAGCGAGUGUGUGGGGCGGCAAUAGCAGCCAGGAGAGAACGAGGGAGACUGCGCAGCAUGAAAAUAAUGCGGAUUCCGAAGUUCGUCGAGCGCUUAGGCCAGAUACAGUAGUUCGAAGGGUGCUUCUAUCUGUGGUCAUUGCAUAUAUAAUUCAUUUCCUUUUUGUGGUUUGA
Molecule: messenger RNA, 645 nt
Organism: Trypanosoma rangeli
Lineage: Eukaryota; Euglenozoa; Kinetoplastea; Trypanosomatida; Trypanosomatidae
Product: E3 ubiquitin-protein ligase RNF5
Exons: 1
Coding region: 1-645 (214 amino acids)
Biological process (GO): ubiquitin-dependent protein catabolic process
Cellular component (GO): endoplasmic reticulum
Molecular function (GO): ubiquitin-like protein conjugating enzyme binding; ubiquitin protein ligase activity
Source: RefSeq, a predicted model, not a curated record